Tinamus guttatus (white-throated tinamou) is the source of this 1755-nucleotide messenger RNA. Lineage: Eukaryota; Metazoa; Chordata; Aves; Tinamiformes; Tinamidae. The record is from RefSeq and is a predicted model, not a curated record.
AUGGGAGCUGGUGCCGUCCUCACUCUUGGCUUGGCCUUGACUCUGAGCGGUGACUGUUUGAGGAUGCACUACAAAUCUGGGGCACGAAGCGGCUCAAAACAUGAGUUCACUCGCCCACAAGUGUUUACCGAGGAUGGAAUUUUGUGCAAAUUUCCUUUUCGGUAUGGUGGACGGUUUUACCACUCGUGUGUAUCCGAUCGCUUUUCCCCAAGGGAAUGGUGUGCAACAACGCAUAACUAUGAUCGUGACGGGCAAUGGGGGUACUGUGCGUCAUUACCCGAAGACCACUCAGAUCACUGUGCAAACAGCCCUUGUCAGAACGGCGGGACCUGUUUCUUCGCCCGCGGCCACCGGCGGUACCACUGUGCCUGUCCCGAGGAGUUCACGGGGAGGAACUGCGAGAUGAAUAAAUGUUUUGAUGACCGUCUCCAUGAGUUCUUCGAUGUGAACAUGAGCUGGUCGAGAGCCCAACAAGGAGCAGUGGAGCAGUGCACAUGCGUGGAUGGCCAGAUCAAGUGCCAGAAAACUGAACACAAAAGUUGCGCUCAAAAUCCUUGCCUGAAUGGUGGUGAAUGUAAAAUGAUCACCUUCAGUGGGAGAAUAGUCUGUGACUGCAAAGGAGAAUUUGUAGGGAAGUACUGCAAUAUUGUUCCCAGCCAUCGGUGCUACGUUGGCAAUGGUACAGAGUACAGAGGUACUGCAAAGACAACAAUUUCUGGACACAGCUGCUUGCCCUGGAAUUCAGAUUUACUUUACCGAGAGCUCCACGCUGACAGUGUGGAAAAAGCAAUUCUCUUAGGCUUGGGACCUUUCUCUUACUGCAGAAAUCCAGAUGAGGAUGAGAAACCAUGGUGUUACAUCAUGAAGGACAACAGCUUGUCUUGGGAAUAUUGUAACAUUCAAUCUUGUGCAAGCAGGGAAAGGAGGCCGCCAGCUCCAGAUAAUGUGGAAAAUUUUGCAGUUGCCAGAAGACCAUGUGGGAGAAGGCACAAAAAAAGAAGUUUUGUGAGACCCAGGAUUGUUGGGGGAUCUUCAUCUUUGCCUGGAUCUCAUCCCUGGACAGCAGCUAUAUACAUUGGAGACAGUUUCUGUGGUGGAAGCCUUAUUCAGACUUGCUGGGUGGUGUCAGCAGCACAUUGCUUUGCUAACAGCCCACCAAAAUCCACUAUUAGAGUAGUUCUGGGUCAGCAUAUAUUUAAUAAAACGACUGAUGUAACGCAAACAUUUGAAAUAGAGAAAUAUGUCUUACAUCCUGAGUAUUCUGUGUUCAACCCUACUGACCACGAUAUUGUUUUGAUUAAGCUGAAGAAGAAUGGCCAGCGUUGUGCCGUCAAGUCCCAGUUUGUCCAGCCCAUCUGCUUACCAGAAAGUAACACCGUUUUCCCUGAGCAGCACAAAUGUCAGAUUUCCGGAUGGGGACACAAGCAUGAGAAUAUAUCUGGUUAUUCGCAUACCCUGCAAGAAAGUCUGGUACCAAUUAUUUCUGAGGAAAAAUGCAGGAGCCCUGAAGUUUAUGGAACAGAAAUCAGUGAAAAUAUGUUCUGUGCUGGAUACUUCGAUAGCGAGACUGAUGCUUGCCAGGGAGAUUCUGGCGGACCUCUGGCUUGUGAUGAAGAUGAGAUCUCUUAUCUGUAUGGAGUUAUCAGCUGGGGAGAUGGCUGUGGCAGAGUCAACAGACCUGGAGUGUACACGCGAGUGACUAACUACGUAAACUGGAUUAAUGAGAGGAUAGCCCCCCGCAAAAGUGCCAGCUGA